Molecule: messenger RNA, 1476 nt
Organism: Rhinocladiella mackenziei CBS 650.93
Lineage: Eukaryota; Fungi; Ascomycota; Eurotiomycetes; Chaetothyriales; Herpotrichiellaceae
Exons: 1
Coding region: 1-1476 (491 amino acids)
Source: RefSeq, a predicted model, not a curated record
AUGCAAGAGACGCGGCACGUCCCAAAUCCUCUACGACCCUAUUACGUUCCUCCCUCCAUUGGAAUCGACGCAGUGUCAAACGGCACCGCAGGAACGUCGAAGCCUUUCUCCGGGCCGUCUUUCACACUCCCAGACAUCGAUUAUUCCGACUACAUAUCCGAAGCUUCCCCUUCUCUUCGGGGAUCAAUCAAGUCUGUUGUGGACCGGGCGUUAUGGAAAUAUACGAGCGUGGUGAUCGCACAACCUUUCGAGGUGGCGAAGCUCAUAUUACAAGCACGCGUUGCACAAGAUGAAAAAGACGAGCCGGAGAAGAGACAGACCCAUGGUCGACAAGAGGAUAGUCUCGAUGAGUACGAAUUUGACCACUCCUCCGAUGACGAACCAAAUUACUUCACGUCGGCAGCACCCUUCGAACGCCCUCUCUCGAGCCGCUCGCCGACUCGCGGUCGACGAGGGAGGCCACCUCGAGACAUUCCACCCUCCCGACACCCGGAUCACACUCUACCAUCCGGUGGUCGAAUUCAUCUGAGAAAUCCUCACUCUCUCCUUGACACGCUCUCAGCCCUCUCCUCCAGUGGUGGCGCCCUAGCAAUGUGGCGGGCCACGAAUUCCACGUUUGUUUACCAUAUAUUGUCGCGAACCUUGGAAACAUUCUUCAGGAACUUUCUGGCAGCAGUAUUUGGGGUGGCAGAGAACGAUAUUCUCGUUCCAGCCUCGCCCGUGUCGAUUCCCGACAUAUCAAUUCUUUCCUCAACAUCUCCCAUGGCAACCAUUCUAAUUAGUACUGCCGCGACAGCCAUCUCUGCCCUCAUUCUAGCGCCAGUUGACGCUGCGAGAACUAGGCUCAUCCUCACACCUUCCAGCCAGGAGCCGCGGACGCUGUUAGGAACGCUGCGUACACUACCCACGGCGUACCUAAUACCCGCACAUCUCAUUCCAAUCACUUUUUUCACAUCCACACUACCGACUCUCAUAGCCAAUAGCACACCCGUGUUUCUGAAGUCAUAUUUGGGGCUCGACCCGGCCAUGCAUCCCGCGAGCUGGAGCGUCGCAACCUUUGCCGGUUCGGCAUUGGAUCUAUCAAUCAAGUUUCCUCUUGAGACGGUUCUUCGUCGCGCACAGAUUGCAACCUGGACGUCACCAUCAUAUGCACCACCUUCGCCAUCCGCUAAAGCCAAAGCAAUCACGACCAUCGUACCUGUGCCGCAAUCUUACCGGGGAAUCUUCCCCACAAUCUGGAGUAUUACACGGGAAGAGGGAUACUCCGAAUCACCGAAGGAUCGAACGGCUGCAUUGAUGGGCAAGGCACCCAGAAGGAAACGGAAGGGUCAAGGAAUUGAAGGAUUAUAUCGUGGCUGGCGGGUUGGCUUCUGGGGCCUCAUCGGUGUUUGGGGCACCUCUUUUGUUGGAGGGCUUCAAAUUGGCAGCGAGGCUACCGCUGGAGCCAGUGCGGGGGUACACAGCAGUAAAUUCUAG